ACAAUUUUGUUUAUGUUUGACCAGAAAAAAAUCCUUUUAUUUUCUUCUGUGUGUAAAACCUAGCUGUAAUGGCAAGUUCGCCGGGAUUCAGGGGAUGCCAGCCAGUCACUUUUGCAAAGUAACUUUCUCCAGCUUACAAGUUACAAAUCCUAUAUAAUUAUAAAUAGAUGUGGGUGUAGUUUAUUUGGAGUCAUCGAUUAGAAAUAUGAGAAUGGGUGAUUCAUGGGUUAUUUUGUGGGCAAUAUGGGCGGUGUUGGUUUCUGGAUAUGGAACUCUGGUUGUAGAUGGCGUUAAAUGGAAUGGGACUGUAUAUGUGGUUAGUGACAGUGCCGCUGGAACAACGGACAAAGAUUUCAUAUGUGCUACCUUGGAUUGGUGGCCUAACUCUAAGUGUGACAUUAAUUGUCCUUGGGCCAAUGCUUCUCUCCUAAACUUGGAUCUGAUCAGUCAUCCUACUCUUUCAAAGGCAAUAAAAGCAUUCUCUCCUUUAAAAAUUCGGUUGGGUGGUACAUUACAAAAUAAGGUCGUCUACCAAACGAGUGUUAAUGAAACAUGCAAGCCAUUUCGGUAUUACAACUCCCGCACGGAAUUAUUUCAGUUCACAGAAGGGUGCCUACCUUUGUCGAGAUGGGAUGAACUAAAUCACUUCUUCAUGGAAUCAGGUGCUGCUAUCAUUUUUGGCUUGAAUGCUCUACAUGGAAGACACAUAAAGGGCGGUUCUGCUACGGGUGACUGGAAUUCAACGAAUGCUGAGUUUCUCAUUCGAUAUUCUGCCCACAAGAAAUAUCCUAUCAUCGCUUGGGAAUUGGGGAAUGAGUUGGUUGGAAAAGGCGCAAUAGGGGUACAGAUAUCUGCAGAUCAGUAUGCUAAAGACACCAUCCGUUUUCACGGCAUAAUCCAAAAGAUUUACCCUAAAACUUACAAGCCGCUAGUCAUAGCACCUGGAGGGUUCUUUGAUGCACAGUGGUUCAAAGAGUAUCUAAGUAAAACCAACGACACUCUGGACGUCAUUACUCAACACAUAUAUAAUCUUGGCGAAGGGAGCAGUAAAAACAUCGCAGACACAAUCCUGAAAAUGGUAUAUUAUGGUUCAGCAAUCAAGGACUUCAUUCCGAUAAAUGAUCUUCUCAAAAACUAUAAUUCCCCCCGGGGGCACAAAGUCGUUGGUUGGGUGGGCGAAUCUGGAGGGGCGUACAACAGCGGCGCGCCGAACGCGUCGAACACAUUCGUUAAUAGUUUCUGGUACCUGGACCAGCUCGGGACGUCGGCGUUGUACGACACAAAAACAUACUGCCGGCAGACAUUAAUCGGAGGGAACUACGGUUUACUUGACGCUACUACCUUCCUCCCAAAUCCCGAUUACUACAGUGCUCUUCUUUGGCACAAAUUGAUGGGACCCAAAUCGCUCACCACAGCCUUUGUAGGGAACGACAGCCGCAUGAUACGUGCUUAUACUCAUUGUUCAAAGACAAAUAAAGGAGUAACGAUGUUGCUGAUGAACUUAGA
Messenger RNA from Cuscuta europaea, 1506 nucleotides. Lineage: Eukaryota; Viridiplantae; Streptophyta; Magnoliopsida; Solanales; Convolvulaceae. The record is from the annotation of a GenBank genome assembly.